Danaus chrysippus (African queen) is the source of this 1230-nucleotide messenger RNA. The record is from the annotation of a GenBank genome assembly. NCBI's taxonomy places the organism in Eukaryota, Metazoa, Arthropoda, Insecta, Lepidoptera, Nymphalidae.
AUGUAUGUCGGUACGUUAGUGUGCUUGCUGGCCGCUCUCCUCGCGUCCAAGGCUGACGGUGACUGUCCAGCUCGCGAGGAGGACCCUCACCACGAGAUGCUCCUCCACAUGAACCUGACCUGCGCCUCCGACAACAGUUACCGCCCGCUCAAGGACCUGGCGACCGCCGUCCACGUGCGGCUGAGGUUCCACCUCAACUAUAUGACCUUCGACGACGACAAGGAGACCGUCACCGUGUCCACUUGGGUCGAGUUCAACUGGAAGAACGAGUUGCUGGCGUGGAACGAGAGCGACUACGGCGGCGCCCGGGAGGUCCAGAUGGACAGUCAGGCCAUGUGGUCUCCGAUCUUCACGUUACUGAACGCGGACGUGAGCGUGUACACUCCCCACAGGGUCUACACUACUUGUUUGAUCACCAGCGACGGAGCUGUGACGUGUGUGCCGCUGUUUCCCCACACAGGACUCUGCAGCACGGCGCUGAGGAACUGGCCACACGACCGAAGGAACUGCACGCUGUACUACGCGUCGUGGAUGCAGACGGAGGACAAGGUCAACCUGUCGUUCCACGAGCAGGAUCCCCUCGUGUUCCAGGAGUUCCAGAGCGCGCCCGGCUGGAGGCUCCUGGACAUAACACACGCUCGGCUCCCGGGCCAGCGGACCUGCUGCCCUUACAAGGACCCCGUGCUGUCCAUCUCCUUCAUCUUGAAGAGGGAGGCGGCGGGUCUCACGGCCACGGUGCUCAUUCCCUCUGUGUUCGUGGUGCUGCUCACUUGUUCCUCUCUUCUGCUGACAGCCAACCUUAAGAGCCGCCUCUCCUUGCUGUGUUUCAGUCUGUUCGGACACUUCGUUCUCCUCUCUCAAGUCUGUUUCCUUCUGCCCACGUUCAGCUCCGAGUCUCCUCACAUCUUACUGUUCCUCAGAGCCUCCAUCUUCGUAACCUUGCUCUGUGUUUGGGAGACUCUAUCCAUCAUGUCUCUCAUCAUCAAAGCGUCUCCGGCUCCCGGGUGGGUGGUGAGGGUGAACGGCUCGCUGAUGGAUGGACCGGCCCGGUGUUUAGUGAUCAGUGAGUUUGGUGUGUGUGCGAGCGGAGAAGAGGGCGUCGUUGAUGACGGACGAGCCAACAGAGAGUGGACGAAGUUCGCCAACAUUGUGAACAGUUGUGUGUUCUCUGUGUGUGUUUUACUUUACUCAUUAUUGAUAUUCGUUUACUUUCCCGUCGACAGUUCAUAG